This is a messenger RNA of Leishmania mexicana MHOM/GT/2001/U1103, 1641 nucleotides long. RefSeq lists its product as hypothetical. Bases 1 to 1641 code for a protein of 546 amino acids. Lineage: Eukaryota; Euglenozoa; Kinetoplastea; Trypanosomatida; Trypanosomatidae. The record is from RefSeq and is a predicted model, not a curated record. The transcript has a single exon.
AUGCUCGCACACGUGCGUUGCACGUGUCUGUGUGUGCGCCAAUUUCCUUCGCUUGAGGCCACCCCAACGUUCUCCCCCCGUGACUCUCUCCCCCCUCCGCGUGUCCCUAUCUGGUUUCGCACAGACACAACUGACGGGCGUGCAAAGGACGCGACCAUCCAUGACCUCCAGUCUCUCCCUUCCACAUCAUCACUGACAGCUCUCCCCCUUUGCCGAUCACGAGAGAGGAGCGAGACAGAGAGCAGCAGCACUGCACAGCAGCUGCGGGAGACUUUCCUUCCCCUCUCUUUAUGUUUGCGCCGCUGCCGCUGGCGGGUGUGUGCAUGCGCAUGUGAUAUGCCGCUCCCUCUUACGUCUUUGGCAGGAGCCAUCGCCUCCCCUUGUGCGGUCGCAGGCAGCACCACCACCGGCACCGCUGUCGCCACGGGUAGCAGCAGCGGCACCGACUGCUACGUCAUUGUAUGGGUCGAGGCCCGAGAACGGCCGGUGUACGCGUGCACUGCGCCUCUUCCCUCCAGUGGGCCCUCGGCGUCGUCGGCCUCGGCCGCUUCUGCCGGCGUCGCCGCCGUUCCAGCGGUGAACGUGGUGACGCUGCGGCGCUUCUUUGCCGCCCUCGUCCUUCUCUCGUCCCCGCGGGCGACGGCGAGGGCGCGGGCAGGCGGGCCUUGUGCGUCGCUGUCUUGCGCCGCCACCUUUACUCGGGAGACCACCCCCGUGCUGCACGCAACCCUUCCGCUGGGCUUGGUGGGCGCCUUCGGCGCGUCGCCGCCGUACUACUACGUCGCUGUGUUGGCCCCAGGCACUGCUGCCGCAGUGGGCAGUCAGCUGCUGGCCUGGCUGGCCUCCAGUGUGCUGGCAGCGCUCCACCCCGACUCGUGGGCAACGGCUGGGUUGCCGACUGGGCGGGCGCGCGGCACGGCGCUUCUGUCGCUUGCCGCUGAUGCACCGGACUUGUGCUCACAGCUUGCUCUGUACGGUGCUGCCGAGGUCGGCAGAGCGCGCGCCGGCGCCGCCGCGAUGGAGGGCUACGGCGUUCGAGAGGUGUUGGCGGACAGUGCCGGUUCGUCUUCCCUAGCUGCGGUGCUCCAGGAGUUCGAGCCAUGCCGUGACUCACCCGUGGCUGUUGCGAUCAGCACCCUCCUCCGAAGGUGUUGGGUGCCCUUCACCAUCUCGCCCGCCACAACCGCAGCCUCCCUGCACAUCUCGCUCGCCGGCUACUUCACACUUCCGCUCCCGUCGUGUCUCCGUGCAAGCAGCUCUGCCGCUUCACCUCUGGCGCCAACCCUCUACGCGUGCUCGGCCGACUGUCGAGAGGCGCUGCGUCUCCUCGCCUCCUUCUGCAGUCGUCGCGCACCGGAUCCCCAGCAAACCAGCAGCGCGGACGCCGCGGCCCUGGCGGUUCUCCCCCUCGGUGGCAGCAGCAGCGGCGGCGGCGGUGCGGUGGCCCUGAUCGCGGCGAGCGUCGGAUGUGUGCACCCAGACACGGUCCUGUACCAGGCGGUGCUUGUCCACGGCGAGCGUCCCUCCCGCGGCGGCGCUGCCAACUGCGCUGCUCCAUAUGUUCACUACUUGACCACCAGGGAGGUCGCGGCCUGCGGAACUCCCUGGCAUCCCGACGCGCUACGCAGCGUGUGGUCAUGA